AUCAUUUAGUUUGUUGAUAUUUAGAGGCAGCACGUAUCGAUGAAAGACGCGAUCGCUAUAUAUUUAGCACGUGUUCAUUUUAUAUGUUAGUAUGAGCACGUGUUGAGUUACGAGUCGGUAUAUAAAUCAGACAUUUAUUUAAUAGAACAUAAUUGUAAAUAAAAAAUAAAGUAUUUGCGGUUAUAUUUUACUAGUGAUUAAAAAAAGUGUAAUUAGCAAUUGAUAAUUGUUGCAAUUGAAUAUUUUUCGGACUUUCUUAAGAUAAAACGAAAGUAAAAUGAAAUUGAUCAUUCAGUAGAAUGAUUUUUGAUUUUUUUUUGAAGCUAGAAUUUUUUGACUCUGUGAAGUUGCAGUGAUGGCAGAAGAACCAUCACCAUAUUUGAGUGCGAUUCAGCAAGUUGCAGGAAGUACACCGAGUGAUAAGUUUCAUACAUUAAACAUCAUCGCGAAAAGAAUAAGUAAAUCAGAAAAUCAAAAUGAUUCGAUGCAAUCGGCUGUUAAUUCGUCAGAAUUACCGAAGGCUUUGAAGCCUUUAGUACAAGUGGAGGUUGCGCGAUUAUCAGGACAAUUUGAGGGAAUUUGCGAGGCUUUGAAAUCCGAUGACUCUGUAGUGGUUGAUCGGGCGCUUAGAGCCAAGUGGUUUUUCAAUGGCAGCCAUGAAAAUUGUAGAGUUCAGUACUACCAGGCAGAGAUUUUUCCGGUCGUGUCUCUGCAGAGUCGACUAAAAAUUAUCAAAGCGUUGGCUAAUAAUUUAACCGCGAAACCUGCUAUCGCUGAAGAAUUUUACACUGCGGUGACUUUGAUGUACGGAGAGAAGCAAGCUCACCCACUGUUGAUGGCUUGCAGUCAAUCAUUUAUCUGGAAUUGCAUCACAGAGCAUAAAGUACGGCUUAAUAAUAGAUUAGUACGAAUUUUCUUCGACAAGUAUCCAGAACUUGUUGUUAAUUAUCUGAAACUUAGCAAAAAAAGUGAUGACGAAUUUGAACGAAAUAUACGACCCGUCAAUUUACAGUCUCAUGCGUCUUUUCUUCCUAGAUUAAUCAAAAAAUAUCCUGAAACUUUCAUAGAACUCAUCGAAAUGCACAACAACAACUUCAAUAUAAAGUUAAGCCGCACUUGCACUGAUUUAUUUUUCAAAAAAUUCCCCAAUUCUCUAAUGAGGAAUCCACGAUUAUUUCUACCAAUGUUAGAUCUGAAAGUCGUGCAUAAAAACCUCACUGACCUUCAGUUCAAGGCCAUCUUCAAGCAUCAGUUCCCGCCCGAACUAGAUUCAUUUGAAUUCGAUGAAUUACUUCGGUACCUCGAAUUUUUUCCAGAAGAUGACAAAUUGCCUCUAAUGAUUUCUACAUUUGAAGAAGUUUACGGAGUUAAAUUUUUAGAUUGCUCUGACAAAAUUACACAUCCAACUCUUUUGCUGCUUUCAUGCGAAGAUCGGACCAAGUUCGUGGCAGAAAAAUUUCAGACAAUGGAAGAUAGGAGUUUUCUAUUUUCCGAUACGCCGUGGAUUUGCUACUUGCCCUGUGAUGAGUCGAUAAAGCGCUUGGAAUUCAUUAUUAAACACACAUGGAGUUCAACGCUACGACAGGAGUUAAUCAAACAAUUAAUCUUUACAUGCCACAUUAAUGCCGACAAUGAUUCAUUUCUGAGAGUCAUCAAAUACAUAUCGGCAAAGCACAAAAAUGAACCUUUAGCGUUAUUAUUGGAUAUUUUCGAAUAUAUAUUAAGAAGAUAUCCAUUAGAUACUUUAGCAGGGCAGCAUUGGGAAGCGUUGAUUGACUUAAUCAUUUCAACGGAUGAAAAGCACGCAGUGUUGCACGAGAAGAUAUCACCGGGUUUGAUUAUCGCUGCAAUUCGUUACGAUUUGGGUUCAAAUAUUAAUGAAAACACUGAUAAGAUGAAGUUACUUACGAAAUUGUAUCUGAGCCAAAGGUUUACUGAUUGGCGAAUUUUCAAAGACAAUCUUAGAUACGAUAGAAUCUGCCUAGAUCACUUUAUCUCUAAUGUAUUGGAAACUAAUUCUGUCGACAUAAAAGAAAUCGCUAAUCCACUAAUCGAUUUAAUAUCAUCGAUUAAAAACUUUAAUGAUGCGGUUACUGAAGCAAAAUCUGAUGUUAGAGUUAUUCGUAUGGAGGAAUAUCCAGAAUUGGUGCAAAAUGUGCAGUCAUUCAUUGAUGGUCACAUUGGAAGUAGAGCAUUCACAAGAAUUCUCAAAGUCAUGGUAAAAAACUUGGAUGAGAAGGUUUAUAAUGCGUUGGUAAGUGAACGUGUAAGGAAAACCGAAAAACUGCCACAAAUUGUAAUCGAUGAUUUGAAAUCGAAGCAUACUUGGAGAAUGCUGAAGACUGAUCCGCAGUGUUUUGAUCAUAGUUGGGAGAAGAUUUUGAAGGAAUGUGUCAAAAAAAUUCAUAAAUUUUGUAGUAAUUGCAAAAGUUGUUCUGAAAGAGAUCCCUUAGCUAAAAAAUUUCUCAGGAUGAGCCGGUGGUGUCAGGAUGUGCCGAUGAAGUUUGUUGAAAGGCUACUAAGAAACAUUAAAUGGCAUCAAAAUGGUCGGGAUCUGAUUACUCUGGCGUAUCUGCUCGAAGGACCAGAACUUGAGCGCAUCAUAGCAACUUUUAAUAGGACCACUGUUACGAAAACUCCUGAUAAAAAAAAAGGGCAGCUUGGCUUGAAAUUAGAUAAUUGUGUUCCGAUAGCCCUGAGUCUCGCUAAUCCCCCGGGAUCAUUAGAUUUGAUACUCAAAUACGGUAUCGGUAAAUGUGAAGACUUGGCUAUCAGAUGUCUUAUUAAUGUCAGUCGACGAACCAGGGUUGAAGAAGUUAUUUUGUUUGCAAUGGAUCUGUUGGGUCCAUCGCCGAUGAGUAAAUUGGUGUUUAUACGAACACUUGGAAUUCGGCUGCUUUGUAUGAUCGUGGAUGCCCAAGGUUUACACUUCAUUCUGACGACUUUGUGGAAAUACGAAACAGAUCUAAAGACUCGGGCUUUAGUGUUUAAAAAUGUGGUUAAACUUUUUGAAUCAUUUCCUAAUGACCAAAACUGGAAAUUGAUCAAUGAAUGCAUCGAUGGUCUUAAACCAAGUGAUAAAUAUACUUUCAAAUUUCUUAUGAAAUUUGAUGCCAUCUCUAAUGAGUUAAUUGCGGAAUAUGUCUGCAAAUUAUUUAACCUCUUUCGUAGACUCGGCGAUGAGGAAAACGGCUUGCAGCCAGAUGUCGUUUGGUUCUAUAUUACAAAGCUACUCAAUAUUGACAAAAACAUAUUAGUUCUAUUUUCCGACGAAUUACACAAUGGAAUAAUUGAAAAGUAUGUUCUUGAUUUGUCACUACCAAAAACAGUGCUGUCUGCAGGCCAUAGUUAUCUGAUUAAUUACAUUCUGACAGCGCGAGAUAAAUUAGAAGACAGAUUGAACCGUUUUGGAAAUAUAUUCAUCAAAAUUGUUAACGAAAAUUGGGAUGUUCCUCAUCCUACUGAACCGUCAUUCUAUCCAGCAAAUUAUUUCGUACAUGAAUUGAUCAAUAAUAUAGUACGUUCUCUACCCAACAAUCCUAUAAAACCUAAGUUAGCUUUUACUGCGAUAAUGGCGGCAUUUGGUUCGAAUUUGAGAGUUCAUCAGGAUCCUGAAUUCUACUCUUCGUUUACCGUCGCUUCAAUUGUCAACGACAAGGUCUCUCCCAAGGAAUUAGUUACGAACAUCAACAGACUCUUGCCUGCAUUUGUCAAAUCUGUCGAUAUAGACUUUAUCGAAACUGUCGCUAAAUAUCUUUACGAAAUCAUCGAUUCUGUCAUCGGCGAUCCCGGCUAUCAACUAGAAGUCGUCAUGAGUCUCGACGCUUUGGAAAAUUAUUACGCUAGUGUUCUUGCGUUUCAUCUUGUCUACUUUCGGAUUCAAGUAAAAAACGAUCAACUCACUAAAGUCGCUUCUCCUCAUAAUAUAAAUAUCAACCAUCUAAUCAUGUCCCAAUUUCACGAUUUAUUACAAACACUCAUUAAAAAAAGUAAGCAAUGUAAAUAUGUUUCAUGACAUUGAAUUUUAUAAUUAACGAUACUCAGGUUAUCUUUGUAUCGUUAAGUUUUUAAACACGCGUAGCAUAAAAAUCAAAAAUAAUUCGUUAAAAUAUUCUCUAUUAUUAUUAUUUUUUUUUUUAUGCUUUUUUAGCUUAAUCAUUGUUUAACUGAAGAAUGCAUGUACUCAGUUAUAUUUUUCUUUAAGAUGUUAAUUAAAAUUGUCAAUAAUUCUCAUGUUUUAUACAUCAAAAAUUUGUAAUAAUAAAAAAUGUCGUUUUGAAUUUUUUUUGCAACAAUUUUUCAUUUCGUUAACUUGCCUAUUAAUUUAUCUAUCCCGAUGUA
Microplitis demolitor is the source of this 4341-nucleotide messenger RNA. RefSeq lists its product as uncharacterized. The record is from RefSeq and is a predicted model, not a curated record. Lineage: Eukaryota; Metazoa; Arthropoda; Insecta; Hymenoptera; Braconidae. The transcript is spliced from 2 exons. Bases 356 to 4015 code for a protein of 1219 amino acids.